Molecule: messenger RNA, 7203 nt
Organism: Stylophora pistillata
Lineage: Eukaryota; Metazoa; Cnidaria; Anthozoa; Scleractinia; Pocilloporidae
Product: dedicator of cytokinesis protein 1
Biological process (GO): small GTPase-mediated signal transduction
Cellular component (GO): plasma membrane; cytoplasm
Molecular function (GO): guanyl-nucleotide exchange factor activity; small GTPase binding
Source: RefSeq, a predicted model, not a curated record
GUAAACAUGGCGCCGGGCGCUAGAACGCCGAGAGUUUCCGAAAUACCAAUCUACACCCUUGAUUUUCCCCAUACUUGUGUCAUUCCCUGAAAACAGAAAUGAAUGUCAGCUCAGAGGGUCAAAUAUGAAAAUAUGGCUUCCUGGAAAGCGACAAGUGAUGCAAAAUUUGGAGUCGUUGUUUACAAUUUUGACGGAAAUAUUACGCAUGGACUGCGGUUAACCAUUGGCGAAACUGUGCACAUUUUAGAAGAAUGCGCAGGUUGGUACAGGGGAUGUACUCUACGAAACAAAUCUGUAAAGGGUAUCUUCCCAGCAACAUACAUUAACCUCAAGGAAUGUACUGUGGAAAAUAGAGGCACUACAAGUGAAAGUGUUGUGCCUAAAGAAGAUGCUACAGUUAAGGAGCUAACUUUGAUAUUAAGAGAAUGGUUUGUCAUCUGGAAAGACCUUUACAAGGUGUGGAAAUUUGUUUACAAUUUUGACGGAAAUAUUACGCAUGGACUGCGGUUAACCAUUGGCGAAACUGUGCACAUUUUAGAAGAAUGCGCAGGUUGGUACAGGGGAUGUACUCUACGAAACAAAUCUGUAAAGGACCAAAUGGAUGACAUCAAGAAGAAAGCUAUCAAUAAAAUUGACUGGGGUAACAGCAAAAUGGGGCUCGAUCUCAUUCCAAGAGUGGAUGGAGAAGUGGUUGAUGCUGACUCCACAAGUGUUGUUGAACUCUACAAAGUGCAUGUGUCAAGUGCUGAAGCUAGCCUCCAAAUAUCAGGGAGAGGAAAUUUUAAGAAGACAGCCUCACGUGGUGUCAGCACUGUAAUGCACCAUGUUUACCUAAACAUGACAAACUUUAUGUGCAACAUGGAUGAGAGGAGCCAGGUGUUUUUCUCCAUUUAUGAUGCAAGGGAUGGAAGAUUCAUCAGUGAGAGGUUUUUAGUUUCUGUUGGGAAGAGUGACAGCACACUGAAAGUUAACCAACCACAGAAGAUUGAAAACUCAUUUUGUGUUUUUACUGACCUUGGGAGUAAGGAUGUGUCAGCUGAAGCUUACCUUGUUGCUCACAUUGUGAGAAUAGGGAGAAUGCUUACUGAUGGUUCAAGCAAGAAGGCCUCAACUACUUCAUAUAGAAGGCCAUUUGGAUGUGCUGUGUUGGAUAUAGUGGAUGUUUUGACUGGAAGAGAAGAACGUCUGGAAGAGAAGGAAUUCCAAAUGCCAAUUUUCAAUUGUAGUGACAGUGAUUUCUGGAUGGUCCAUGAUAGUAUCAUUAAAAAACAAACCAAUAAAUACAGUGCUUCAAGCUCAAACAGUGUUAUCUCUGUUUCCUUGCGAGUGUUUCACGGUGACCUGGAUAAGAUUCAAAGUGAAAACUCCCUUGUUCUGCCAAAGGGGAUUCCAGUUGUCAGAAAGUUAGGGUUCCCUGAUGUUAUCAUGCCAGGUGACAUAAGGAAUGAUCUCUAUGUUACUAUGGAAAGAGGAGAGUUUGAAAAAGGAUCAGGAAAAACUACAUCGAAAAAUGUUGAAGUUUCCAUGUGUGUCCUCGGACCUAAAGGCAAAGUGAUUGAGGAUUGUAUUUUCCACGGGGCUGGAGGUCCGAGUGUAACAGAAUAUCAGUCCAUUAUCUUCUAUCACAACAGCAGUCCAAAGUGGAAUGAGACUAUAAAGAUACAGCUUCCCUUUGACAAGUUCUUGGGAGCCCAUCUGAGAUUUGGCUUUAGACAUUUGUCGAAGUUUGAAGAAAGGGAGAAAGCCGACAAGACAUUUGGCUUCUCUUUCGAGAGCCUGAUGAGAGCUGACGGAACAACAAUCCCAGAUGGUUCACAUGACCUGUGUGUUUAUAAGUAUGAUGAAAAUUGUUUCUAUGACUCGAAGACCUAUCUUCACAUGCCAUCAACUUUAUCGAAAUUCGGAAACCAUACUACUACAGGCUCUGAUCGAUUGGUACGUAACUCGAAGGAUGCCUUCUACAUCAGAACAAUAGUGUGUUCCACAAAGCUGACUCAAAAUGUUGAUCUCGUUGGUCUGUUAAGAUGGAGGCAGCAGAAACGUCAAAUCCCUUCAGUGUUGACUUCUUUGCUGAAAAUCGACGGAGAGGAAAUCGUCAAGUUUCUUCAAGACAUUUUUGAUGCCUUAUUUGCCAUUCAGAAUGAAAGCUCAGAACAAUGUGGUAACCUCGUGUUUCAAGCUCUGGUUUUUAUCAUCUGCAUUUUGUCUGAUGAAAAAUAUCAACACUUCCAGGAUGUACUGACAACGUAUAUUGAAAAACAUUUCAGCGCAGCCUUGGCACACCGGAAACUAAUGAACUGCCUGAAACAGAUACUGAUAUAUACUGGAGAAAACGAUAAAAUGGAUUACCUCAGAAAUACCUUGACGGCCUUAGAAUAUCUUUUUAAAUUUAUUAUUCAAUCAAGAAUGCUGUUGAUCAGUAUGAAUCGAGGACGAGAUGCGAGAAGUUACGAGAAUUUUAAGCAAGAGCUGGCCUCUGUGUUUACUGAUCUCAAUGCGCUGAUGUCCUCACGUCUUCCAGACAUAACUUUAAAAUCUUUAGCAAUGGCGAAUUUUUCAGGAAUUUAUCAAGACUCUUUGAAAGUAUUUAGCUUUGAAGAAUUGAGUACCAUUGCAAAGGAUUUUCUUCUCAGUGCAGCAAAGGAUCAGAAAGCGCUGAACAGUAGCAGAAUGCAGUUUAUUGAUGCAACAGUAAAGAGUGAGCUCUUUGUGCACAAAGAAUCAAGAACAAUCUUGAUGCCAGUUCUUGUGGCUACUAUUCAACAACAACUGAUACAAAAGCAAGAUAUGAGAAAAUGUGCCGAAAUAGUGGGAUCAAUUCUCACCUCCCUGCACACAAAAGCAGCGGAAGGUGCAACUGAAGAUGACGUUUAUCUUGUGGUGAGAACCUUACUUCAACCUGUGUUCCAAGCGGUGAUGACCGUAGACAGAUCAAGUGAGCUUGCGAGGCAUCUUCUGGCUGUAUUAACAAACCUGUUGCUGAUUAUGAAAGAGAAACAUUACAGUCGGUAUCUGAAGGAGUUCAAGGACAACAAAGAACUCAAAGAUUUCCUGGUGAAUGUCUUUGUUGUGUUCAUUGAAAUUGUAAAGCGAGGAAUCUUCCUCAGGGACUGGAUUGUAAUCAUUAUCUUGGGGAACAGUGUGAUUCUGAGGGCUACUCAGAACUUUUCACAAGCCCUGAUUGAUAACUUUUCAGGAGACAACUUCGACUAUCAGUUGUGGAAUCACUACUUUAAUCUAGCGGUGUCUUUCCUUACUCAAUCUCACCUUCAACUGGAAAACUUCACUGAAGUCAAGAGGAACAAGAUCAUCGACAGGUACGGUGACAUGAGGCAGGUGAUGGGGUUUGAGAUUGUUCAGAUGUGGCAGAGUCUUGGUUCCUUUCAGAAGCAUUUCAUGCUGAGCAUGGUUUGUCCUUUCUUGGAAAUGACUCUGGUUCCUGAGACAGAAUUACGUAAAGCUACGUUACCUAUAUUUUUUGACAUGGUUGAAUGUGAACUCAAUUCCAAAGGCGUGGCCACCAUGGUGGAAACCAAAAUUGUAAACGAACUCGAUCGACUUGUCAGUGUGGAUAAGAAAGGCGACAGGGAAUACAAGAAACUCUUCAAACAAAUGAGGGUGUCCGGUCAAGAUGAUAGAGAACAGAAAAUGAGCUGUCUUGUAAAUCUGCUGGAAUUUUACCAGAAGAUUGGUCGUGAAGACAUGUAUAUUAGGUGUAUAAACAGACUUUGUGAUCUUCACAUUGCGAUAGAGAACUUCACAGAAGCUGGUUUUACCGUCUUGAAACACGCUGAGUUACUUAAGUGGCCUGAGACGCUACCUGAAGAUUCCCCCGACACUUUAAAAGACUUCCAGCUCAAGGAAAAGUUAUAUUUAGACGCUAUUGACUUCCUGGACAAAGGAAAGACGUGGGAGAAGGCGAUUGAACUGUGCAAAGAGUUGACGGAACAAUAUGAGUUGCUGUUGUGCGAUUACGUUAAACUUGGGGACAUUUUGAAAAAACAGGCCAAGUUCUUCGACAACAUCAUGACCCAGGUUCGGGCGGAAUCUGAAUACUUUAGAGUCGGAUUCUACGGCAAAGGCUUUCCAUCAUCAGUAAGGAAUGAGGCUUUUGUUUACCGAGGUCAUGAAUACGAGAGAAUCGGCUCCUUUAACCAGAGACUGAAGGCACAGUUCCCUGAUGCUCAGAUGAUGGACAAAAAUACACCGCCAGAGGACGACAUCUUGGAGUCUGACAAGCAAUAUUUGCAGUGUUGCCGAGUGAUUCCUAUCUCAGAACACGAAGCACGUUUCGCUGGCAAAGUCGUCGAUGAUAAAAUUUCAGGUUAUUACCGGGUGAACGAUGUCAGAAGAUUCACCAACUCAAGACCUUUGCGUCCAGGUUCGGAGGACUUUGCGAACUUAUGGUUAGAAAGAACGACCUAUACGAUCGGUUCACCUCUGCCUGGAAUUCUUCGAUGGUUUCAAAUCACAUCUUCAGAAAGCGUUGAAAUCAGCCCCCUUCUCAAUGCAGUUGAAACUGUGGAAUCCAAGAAUAGAGAGCUCGAUAGGAUCAUCACUAAUCUGUCCUCAGAUAGGAGUCAGAGUAUCAACCCGCUGAGCAUGAUACUCAACGGUAUCAUCGAUGCUGCUGUGAUGGGAGGUAUAGCCAAGUAUGAAGAGGCAUUUUUCGCUCCAGAAUAUUUAAAGAACAACUCAGGCGAUAUGCAACUCAUCGACGAGCUAAAACGCGCCAUAGAAAAUCAGGUCAAGAUCUUGGAAAGAGGUCUGAAUCUUCACGAUGAGUUAGCAACCAGGGACUUGAGACCGUUUCAUAACAAGAUGGAGACUUGUUUCGCCGACAUGAAGGCUCGUGUCGCGGGGGAAGAGAGAAAGUCUGCCAGGCCGAAAGAUCUCCAGAUCCCGUUGCCGACAGGACCCGUGACUCAAGCGUCAACUUUAGGGUUUACAAAGGCAGUAAGAAAACAAAGCUUACCGGCGGAUGUAGGCAGGGAAAGUGUUCCAGCAGCAGCGGCGGCGGGGACCACAGUAAAAAUGAGGCGGUUAAGUGAGCAUCAAUCACGACAGAGCAUGUGGUAUGACAACGAUGAUAUUCCGUCCAAAAAGAUGUCUGGUUCUAAAUCUUUGGAGGCUCUUUCAGAAAUAGAUGAAUUUUCGCCGCCAGUUCCAACAAAGAAAGGCUCCAAAUCAGAUCUUACUUCUGGGCACUCGCCUGAGACGGUCCGUAGAAGAACGGGUCUAAGUGAGAAACUUCAACAACGAAGUUCUUCCCCAGCGGGAAUGUUAAGGACUGUACUCUCACCUCAAGCCAAUGGAGAAACUUCCCCCGCACUCCCCCCCAAGCGUAAAAGUGUCUUCCUUUCAAGUCCACAAGACGGCACCUCGCCAGUCGCUCCACCCCUUCCUACACGUACAUCCGGUGGUCUGCCAGGAGAUGGCGCUGUAAACGGAGCAGUUGCCAGGAACGAGCCCAAGGAAGCCCCUGCAGUUAGUGACGUCGAUCUUCCCGCUUUACCUCCCAAGAAAUCUGUGUCUAGAAUGUCUCUGGAUAGCGAACCAGGGUUUCAAGAAAAAGCAAAGCGCCCCGAGACUUUGGCGUUUGCUGUAGAUGAUUCAAACUCAGAACCUGUUCCUGUUCUGCCAGAGAAACGUAAAAGCUACGCCAGCACCACUUCCAGUCGAACCCCUUCUUCAGUUUUCUCUGAUACAGCUUCAGAUUUCUCGUCUCCAAUGUCCCCUUCAGUGGCUUUCAAAUCUCAAAAACAUUUUCCUGAUAAGCUCCUGGUUGGGUCGUCAACGCGAGAUUCGCGCGGAUCAACUCUUCCAUCGGGGUCUACAAGCUCAACAGUAUCUCUGGGCACUCCCCGUGCGGGGCCUUUCACAACUCCUAGGCCAAGUGUCAGUGGACCAAAUAACUAUAGUUACGUAACACCGCCAACGACACCGACUUCUCCACGAGUACCUUACGAUUACGUUUCCUCGCCCAGUGAGUCGGUAGCUAGCUGGGUGUCAAACAGCACACAAUAUUUUUCAGCGUCUUCCUCCUUUGACAGCGACAUCCUUUCCCCGGGAACUCCACCAAAGCGCCCAUUAAACACGGAUGCGCCGCCGCCCUUACCGUCAUCCCUCCCACUAAAUGUAGAUCUCCUGGCAACGUCGCCCAUGAAGGACGAUUCUACAUCUCCCCUUAUUCCUUUCAAAGGAACUCAAGAUUUCUCCUCAUCCGUUGAAAAGAUUGAAAGAUUUUCAUUUUUCGAAACGAUGUCAACGGUGACGACUUCUACGGUGAUGUCAUCAACAGAGAUGGAAUCAGUUGACCAAACAGUGAAACCCCGUACCCCAGUCCCAGUCCCACGGAGGAACACGACGAACCCGUCGUCAGGUCAACCAGCGGGUUCGUUAUCUGGAUCAUGCUCAGAUGUUUCAGCUGGUAACAAAGGUCCACGGCUGGUAACUCCGCCCCCAAUUAAGCCCCGAAGGACCACAAGUUUUUCAUCAGAUCAAGGUCCUAAAUCCCCUCCUCCACCCAAACCGCCCAGACCUUCGCAGGCCAGGGAACCUCCACCAAAGCCCAAACCUUAUGCUUCCAGGUCAGUGGAUAACUCGCCGGUAGUUAAACGAAAAGCGGCCAGCGAGAGGAUGCAAAACAUUCCACCUGGAGAAAAGAAUGGAUCAUGACCAUUUCCAUGUAAAGAGAUUUAACUCAACCUGUCUUCCUCAAUUUACUGGGAAUAGUGGCGUCCUUACGUGGACUUACUACCUCGAAUUCUUCGCUAGAUGUCCUUAAAAUUUAACAUUUAGAUUCGUUCAAGCAAUUCCUUUGCUUUCGAAGGAAAACAGUUGAAAGUAACGCAUCUUGAACAAACACGUACUUUUUCUAGUUCAUUGCAACCUAUCUACGAUUAUCAUAGUUUGUAUAACGCCGUUAGCUACGAAAAUGGAUGGGUCCUCCUCAGUUUUGUAAAAGGGUCGUUAAUUACUGCACAUAAUGUACAGAGAUAAAUGGUUAUUGACCACAAGAUAUCGCAGUAUGUAACAAAAUUAACUUUCAUAACAAAAGUUGAGAAGCAUUUCCUCACAAUGAAAUAGAAGAAAUACCAUAAUUAUACGUAAUGUGACAUUUGGCCCUGAAUAUAGGUUUUUUUUUUUUACUUUUUGAAAUACCACUUUAAAAUAGCCCAUUUGCGAAUUACCCUUGGCCUC